GAAGUUACACUGGAUGAGUAACCCUCUGCAUCAUCAGGUCGCACGCUUGUGCCCCGUCAUGUUUCAUGAAAAAGAUGAUAUUAAAAUAGGGUUGCCACAGUUAAAUCAUCCAACUGGAAACAACCCACUUCUUAUAUAGGAGGUCUAUAUAUAUAUAUAUAUCUGGCUCUGACGUUAGCACACCGUAGAGGUGACAAUCAGGAAGAUACUAGAAUAACCUUUACUCACUCUCUUGUACUUUUUCAGCUGUGGUGGACUGAAGAGGAGGUCUGCAUUCAGUAAAGGGGGAGGGUUCAAGAGACGAAGGGGAGGAGGAGACAGGAACAAAAACAAGCCAGUGAAGCAGAGAGAGACAGAGAGAAGGGGAGUAGUGAUACAGAUGAUCACAGACUGCUGCUGUUUAAACAUGGAUCUAACUUUUCUUCAAACUCUGGAGAGAGAAAGAGUCCUGGAGGUUCUUCGGAGAGACAAACAGCUGCGUACCAUUGAAGAAGACAGGAUAAGGAGGAUGAAACAUGACCUCCAGGAGCUUCGGAGGAGAGGUGCGAAAAGUUUCUCAAGGCAGUACGGUGAGCGGACCUGCGCUCGCUGCCAGAGGCCUCUGGGAAAGCUCUGGAACUCAGGUGCAGUCUGCCACGGCUGCAGCCACCGCAUCUGCAGCAAGUGCCGCGUGGGCGUGGGAACGGCUGACUGGAAGUGCACGGUCUGCCACGCCUACAGAGAUGUGAAGUUCAGGUCUGGAGAGUGGUUCUUAGAAGAGAGGGCAAAGAAAUUUCCUUGCACCACAGACAAAUAUGAGGUGGUUGGAGACAAACUAUUAAAGACCUACAACGUGCUCAGUCAUAUAUCGGUAGUGCCUCCGACUCCUCCGCCCUACUUAUUAUCGGAUUAUGCAUUUCUGAGCAGACCUGGGGAUUUAAAAAACUCAAAACCUUUUACCAAAUCUAUGGAGGAUCUAAUGGUUUCCUUCACCAGUCAUAUUAAAAAGAUUUCCACUUCUCAGAACGAUGUGCGAGGAGACCUGCUGAGUGUUGACAAUCGGAAAGGUUCCUGCUCCACAUACAGCACCCAGAAGAGUCUCUCUGACACUGACAUCAACAAAUCUAGCAGGCUCUUUAAAGGCCCCAGUCUUCCAAACCUGUUCAAGAAAAGCAAAGACAGCGACCAGGAGGGGUCCUCCACCGGGGCGGAGGAAGAAACUUCCUGUGGUUCUGAGUACUCCGGAGGAAAGAGAGGCAGCACCUGCAGCAGCAUCAGCACAGACUGCGGCCUCUUCGAGGGCGUCGGAGUUGCAGGAGAGCUGGAGUUGGCUCUGUCCUACAACAGCGACUUCUCCUGUCUGGAGAUCACGGUCGGCUCCUGCAGAAAUCUCUCCCACGGAGACUCCAAGAAGAAGUGCCACCCGUACAUCAAACUCUGCAUGCUGCCUGGAAAGAGCAGCAAAAUGAAGACGACCGUCAAGAAAAACAUGACAAAUCCGGUUUAUAAUGAAGUAUUCAAGUUUCCCAUAGAGCGCCACCUGCUGCGUGGAAAGAGACUGCAGGCCUCUGUGUGGCAUUCAGGGACCCUGAGAAGGAAAGUGUUUCUCGGUGAGGCUCUCUUCCCGCUGGAUGGCUGGCGAUUUGAGGACAAGAACUCCCAGAGCUUCAACUGGUACCCACUUUGUCCCAAGGCUCAGAGUUCAGAUGGAGGCGCUGUGGAGCAAGACGGAGGAGAAGCGAUGCUCAGGGUCAAAUUCACCUCCGCCGAGCAGGGCGACCUCAUGCAGCUCAGCUCCUUUAAAAGUCGGCAAGAGAAAGACACACGUCGGCAGAUAAUAUAACAUGUGAUCAUAAUUUCAUCACAACAUAUCUGCAUAUCCACUUGAUUUAAGCCUUAAACCUUGAGAAAGGAUGAUACUGCAGUUGUCGGUUUUGCACAACCUUUUUUUAACUUGUUGAUAUAUUUAUUAAUUUAUUGUUCUUUUUUUAUUCCGUCCCUUUUUUUUCAAACCUCAGAUUGCAUUGUACAUAUUUUUGUAUCGUUUGUGAUAAUGGUCUUAAUAAAUUAACUUGAUUAAAGCUGA
This is a messenger RNA of Eleginops maclovinus (Patagonian blennie), 2065 nucleotides long. It is a transcript of the gene sytl3, whose product is annotated as synaptotagmin-like 3. Gene Ontology annotation, biological process: intracellular protein transport; exocytosis. Gene Ontology annotation, molecular function: neurexin family protein binding; small GTPase binding. Lineage: Eukaryota; Metazoa; Chordata; Actinopteri; Perciformes; Eleginopidae. The record is from RefSeq and is a predicted model, not a curated record. Gene Ontology annotation, cellular component: plasma membrane; exocytic vesicle. The coding region runs from base 380 to 1822 and encodes 480 amino acids. The transcript is spliced from 12 exons.